AUGAAGUUCUUCAUCGAUGACCUCCCGGUGCUGUUCCCGUAUCCGCGGGUGUAUCCGGAACAGUAUGCCUACAUGUGCGACCUGAAAAAGACUCUGGAUGCUGGCGGCCAUUGCGUGCUAGAGAUGCCUUCAGGCACUGGCAAGACCGUCUCUCUCUUGUCGCUCAUUGUAGCCUACCAACAGCAUUAUCCGGAGCACCGAAAACUCAUCUACUGUUCCCGUACAAUGUCCGAGAUCGAAAAGGCACUGGCCGAAUUGAAGGCUCUGAUGAAGUUUCGUACCCAAGAACUCGGCCACGCCGAGGAUUUCCGCGGGCUAGGCUUGACCAGCAGAAAGAACCUGUGUUUGCACCCUUCGGUCAAGCGCGAGAAGAGUGGCGCUAUUGUUGAUGCCAGGUGCAGGAGCUUGACGGCGGGUUUUGUCAAGGAGAAGAAGGAAAAGGGCGAGAACGUCGACGUCUGUGUCUACCACGAUAACCUGGAUCUAUUGGAACCACAUAAUUUAAUCCCCAAUGGUGUCUGGACACUGGAAGGCCUCCUCAGAUAUGGAGAAGAUCACAAGCAGUGUCCCUAUUUCACGGCCAGGCGCAUGAUGCAGUACUGCAACGUCAUCAUCUACUCCUAUCACUACCUCCUAGACCCCAAGAUUGCCGAGAGAGUGUCGAAAGAAUUCUCAAAAGACUGCAUCGUUGUCUUUGAUGAGGCGCACAACAUAGACAACGUCUGCAUCGAGUCCCUCAGCCAAGACAUCACCGAGGAUUCGCUCCGGAAAGCGACCCGAGGUGCGCAGAAUCUGGAGCGCAAGAUCAACGAGAUGCGAGAGACAGACCGGGCACAAUUGGAGAGCGAAUAUCAAAAGCUGGUCGAGGGUCUCCGGGAUCAGGAUGAAGCACGACAGGAAGAUGCCUUCAUGUCCAACCCCGUGCUACCAGACGAUCUGCUGAAAGAGGCCGUGCCAGGCAACAUCCGUCGGGCGGAGCAUUUUGUCGCCUUUCUCAAGAGAUUCAUCGAGUACCUGAAGAGCCGGAUGAAAACCCGAAGGGUCACGUCCGAGACACCCACCUUCUUCCUCGACCAUUUGAGAGAGCACACAUUUAUUGAAAAGAAGCCCCUUCGGUUUUGUGCCGAGCGACUCACAUCCUUGGUCCGGACCCUUGAACUGACCAAUAUUGAAGACUACCAGACCCUGCAAGAGGUUGCCACUUUUGCAACCCUUGUGGCGACUUACGAAAAGGGCUUCUUGCUCAUACUCGAACCAUUUGAAUCGGAUACCGCAGAGGUACCGAAUCCGGUGCUCCAUUUCACCUGCCUGGAUGCGGCCAUUGCCAUCAAGCCCGUUUUUGAUCGGUUCAGUUCCGUCAUCAUCACCUCGGGCACCAUCUCCCCGCUGGAAAUGUACCCAAAGAUGCUCGGAUUCAGCGCCGUGAUCAUGCAAUCUUACACAAUGACGCUAGCGCGCAAGUCUUUCUUGCCCAUGAUCGUCACUCGCGGGAGUGAUCAGGCGCCCGUGUCGACGAGCUUCCAGGUGCGAAACGAGCCCAGUGUGGUGCGCAACUACGGAAACCUCUUGACCGAGUUUGCCCGAGUCACGCCCGACGGAAUGGUCGUCUUCUUCCCAUCCUACCUUUACAUGGAGUCCAUCAUUAGCAUGUGGCAAGGAAUGGGCAUUCUCGACCAAGUCUGGAAGUACAAGCUGAUCCUGGUCGAGACGCCCGACGCUCAGGAGACGUCAUUAGCGCUAGAAACUUACCGCACUGCUUGCUGCAACGGCCGUGGUGCUGUGCUUCUCUGUGUCGCACGUGGCAAGGUGUCGGAAGGUAUCGAUUUCGACCACCACUACGGACGGACUGUGCUGUGCAUGGGCGUGCCGUUUCAGUACACGGAAUCUCGAAUCCUCAAGGCUCGGUUGGAGUUUCUACGGGAGACGUACCGGAUCCGCGAAAACGACUUCUUGUCCUUUGACGCCAUGCGACAUGCCGCCCAGUGCUUGGGACGUGUCUUGCGAGGCAAGGACGACUACGGUAUCAUGGUGUUGGCUGACCGUCGUUUCCAAAAGAAGCGCGACCAGCUACCCAAGUGGAUUGAGCAGGCCAUGCAGGAAGUUGACGUUAAUCUCUCGACGGAUAUGGCCGUCCUAGCAGCAAAGCGCUUCUUGCGUGACAUGGCACAACCCUUCCGCUCCAAGGACCAGGAAGGGAUAAGCACCUGGAGCAUUGACGACUUGAGAAAACACCAGGCGCAGAUGGACGAGGAGCACAUUGCCGAACUCCAGAGAGAACACGAGGAGACCAUGGCCCAGCGGGUCCGGUCGCAACAACAAGCUGCCGUCAUGGCACUUGAUGACGACUAUGACAUGGACGAAGACGACGAGAGAGAAAUGAUGGAAAUUGAUGGCGUGGCAUGA
Molecule: messenger RNA, 2403 nt
Organism: Pestalotiopsis fici W106-1
Lineage: Eukaryota; Fungi; Ascomycota; Sordariomycetes; Amphisphaeriales; Sporocadaceae
Product: DNA repair helicase rad15
Exons: 1
Coding region: 1-2403 (800 amino acids)
Biological process (GO): positive regulation of mitotic recombination; nucleotide-excision repair; transcription by RNA polymerase II
Cellular component (GO): nucleus
Molecular function (GO): ATP binding; DNA helicase activity; damaged DNA binding
Source: RefSeq, a predicted model, not a curated record